This is a messenger RNA of Aureococcus anophagefferens, 3651 nucleotides long. RefSeq lists its product as hypothetical. The record is from RefSeq and is a predicted model, not a curated record. Gene Ontology annotation, biological process: regulation of transcription by RNA polymerase II. Lineage: Eukaryota; Pelagophyceae; Pelagomonadales; Pelagomonadaceae. The transcript is spliced from 2 exons. Bases 1 to 3651 code for a protein of 1216 amino acids.
AUGGAGGCCCCCGGCGUCCCCGGCGUCCCGGCGGCCCCGCUGCUCCCCGCGCCGCGGACGCCGGCGCCCGGCGCCCCCGCGGCGCCCGCGCCCGCGCCGAGCCCGGCGAACGCCGCCGACGACGACGGCUACUGCGGCGUCUGCGGUUCCGCGCACAGCGAGGAGGGCGACGCGCUGCUCUUCUGCGACGGCCCCGGGUGCGGCGUCGCCGUGCACCAGCUCUGCUACGGCAUCCGCGCCCUGCCGCCCGAGGACGAGCCCUGGUUCUGCGAGCCCUGCCACUGCGACUCCGUCGCGUUCGAAGCGGCGCGGGCGGCCGCCGACGCGGCGCCGUCGCCGCCCGGGGCGCGCGCGCCGACGUCCCUCGACUUCCCGCGCACGGAGCGCGCGUGCGCCAUCUGCGCCGGCGGCCCCGACGGGCCCGUCGUCGACGGCGCGGCGAAGAUCCCUCUCGCGUUCAAGCGCGCGACGACGCUUCCGAAGUCCGACGCGAAGACCAGAGACGUCGGCGACGCCGCCUGGCAGGACGCCUGGGCCCACGUCGCCUGCGCGGCCUGGAUCGAGGAGGCGGGCUUCGCCGACGAGCGGCGCCUGUCGGUCGCGCUCUGCGGCGAUCUGAGCGCCGCGCGCGGCGCGCUGCGCUGCGAGCUCUGCGGCAAGCGCGGCCAGGCCGUCCAGUGCCGCCGCAAGAAGUGCGUCGCCGCCUUCCACCCGGCCUGCGUGCUCCGCGAGCUCAUGGGCCCGAAGGAGUGGCGCCGCGGCGGCGGCGGCGCCGCGCGGCCGGGCGGCGCGGCCAAGGCCAUCGGCGACCUGCUCUGCGGCCGCCACUGCGGCAAGGGCGGCCGGUCCGCGGCGCCCAGGUGCGAGGUCGUCGUCGAGAAGAGCGACUACGAGAAGGAGCGCGACGCGCGCAUCGCGCGGAACGCGGAGUUCCUCCAGUCGCUCGGCCUCGGCGGCGGCGCCGGCGGCGCGCUGGCCGCGGGCAGGGCGCCGCCGAAGAAGCGGGCGUCGACGCCCAAGGCGGAGACGACGCCGAGCCGCAAGUCGAGCCGCGCGGGCAGCGAGCACAAGCCGGGCAUGUACGCGAUCAGCCGCACGGGCCGCUCCGCGGAGGAGAUCGCCGAGGCGCGCGAGGAGAAGGAGCAGGCGCGCCUCGAGAAGCUCCUCAAGCGCGCGGACCGCGCCGUCGCCAACGCCGUCGCCGACGACGCCAAGCACGCGAACCGCGAGCGGCGCCACGAGGACGCGCGGCGCCACGCGCUCGAGCAGGCCGUGCUCCAGGAGCAGCGGCGCAUCCUCUUCCAGCACCAGGCUAUUCUCCGCGCGCAGCAGCUCGAGGUGCUGCGCCAGCAGCGCGUCCAGGAGCGGGAGGAGCGUGAGCGCCAGGUCGAGGAGGACCGCCGCGCCGCCGCGCUCAAGCGCGACGCGGAGAAGGCGGCGCGGGUCGCGGACAAGGCCAUGGCCGCCAUGGCCGCGCGCGACGCGCGGCGCGCGGCCAAUCACCGCGAGUCGCUCGCCGAGGCGAAGGCGCGGAGCAAGCUCGCGAAGACCCAGAAGUCGUCGGACGCCGCCCAGCAGGCCGACGCCAUCGCGAGCGAGUCCACGGUGAGCGUCAUCCUCGAGCGCGAGGCGCGGCGCACGGGCGCGCCGGCCCGCGCGGCGCCGGCGGCGCCGCCGCCGCCCUUCGCGCCGCCCUUCGCCGCGGGCGGCGCGCCCGCGCCCUGGGGCGCCUACGACGGCGCCGGCGCCUUCGCGGCGGCAUCCUACGCCCACGCGGGCUACGGCGGCUUCGAGCCGCCCUACGCGGCCGACUACGACUUCGGCGGCGACUUUGGGCCGCCGCCGCCGCUCGGGCCGCCGCCGGAGGCGCCGCGCUACGCCUACGCGUCCGCGUCCUACGCCGCCGAGCGGGCGCCGCCCGACGGCGGCGUGUCCUACGAGCGGGGCGCGCCGCGGAGCCCGGCGGCCUACUGCCCCGUCGCGGCGCCGCCGGCCGCGCCGCCGCCGCAGCAGCUCACGGCCGCGGACGUCGCGCGCCUCCUGCCGCCCUGCUGCUUCUGCGGCGGCGACGCCAACGACCCGGACUCGGCCGAGGGCGCCAUGAUCGCCUCCGUCUUCCUCGGGCCCGCGACGAAGGCGCGGCCCGAGGGCACGCUGUACCGCGCGCACGAGCGCUGCGCGGAGCUGUCGCCCGAGGUCUUCCUCGACGACCACGGCGCCUACCACAACGUCGUCAAGGCCGCAAAGCGCGGCGCGCAGCUCCGCUGCUUCGCCUGCGACGGUCGCGGCGCGACGAUCGGCUGCCACGUCGCGAGUUGCCAGCGGUCGUACCACGCGCCCUGCGCCGUGAGCUCGCGCUGGCGCUUCGGGGGCCUGCGGCGCUUCUGGUGCGCGGAGCACCGCGGGCUCGCGGAGGGCGGGGGCCUCGCGGACCACGACGCUCAAGACGCGACGACCGUCGGCCGGCUCUUGGGCGCGGCGUCGGGGAGGUGGUGCCCCCACUGCGAGCGCUUCGACCCGAACGCGCUCGACGGCUACGUGUCCUGCGACGGCUGCAACAACUGGUGGCACCCGGCCUGCGCGCAAUUGGACGACGAGACGCGCGCGUGGCUCGCGGCGCACGAGGGCGACCCGACCGCGACGUGGCACUGCCCGCACUGCGAGGCGCGCCGCGCGGCGCUCGAGAACCAGGUCGUCUGCGUCUGCAAGGCGUCGGCGGCGUCGUGCCAGAACACGUUCAUGCUCAUGUGCGACGCGUGCGACGUCUGGCACCACCCGGCGUGCGUCGGCCUCUCGGCGUCCGUGGCCGGCGCGCUCGGCGAGAGCGACGCGCGGUGGCACUGCCCGACGUGCGUCGCCGCGGGCAUCAUCUGCGUCUGCCAGGCGCGCGGGCGGCCCGGCGAGGUCACGCUGACCUGCGAGGGCUGCGCGGGCGAGUUCCACCCGAAGUGCGUCAACGUCGCCGACGCCGACGUCGCCGCGUACGGCAAACCCGCGAGCGACCCGGACCGCAAGAUCCUGAUCUGCCCGGCGUGCUACGACGCGAACCGCAAGAAGCGGGGCGGCGACGACGCCGGCGACCGGCCCCGGGCGCCGCCGCGGAGGCCCGCGGCGCCGCGGGGCCGGAAGCGGUGCCGCGGCGAGCCGUCGGGGCUCCGCGUCCGCGUCGCCGUGUCGCCCAAGGGCGCGCGGUCCAAGAAGCGGCCGCGCGACGCGCCGCUGCGCGUCCGGCGCGUGGCCCUCGUCCUCGGCGGCGCCGCCGUGCGCGCGGGCGCGGGGUCCCUCGAGGACGACGACGGCGACGACGGCCCGCGGAAGCCGCUCGCCGCGCUGCCGCACGGCCUCUGGCCCGAGCCCGUCGUCGUCCGCUACACGGCCCUGGCGCCCAUCGCCGAGGCGCCGGCCCCGGCGGCCGGCGGCGCGGAUGACGCGGCCGGCGACGCGGCGGACGCGGCCGGCGGCGCGGCGGACGCCGACGCGGCCGUGGCCGAGGCGCCGGCGGACGCCGACGCGGCCGUGGCCGAGGCGCCGGCGGAUGCCGACGCGGCCAUGGCCGAGGCGCCGGCGGACGCCACGGUGGAGGUCGCGGACGCCGAACCGCCCGUAGCCGACGCCAUGGAGGACGACUCGGAGGCGCCCCUCGACGUCUAA